UACCGACUGCAAUCUGGAGUCUUGAAACGAGGUUAUGAAAUCAAGAGUUCAUAACAUAGAGUAGUAUAAUACUGUUUCAUAACAUUAUUCACUGUCAUAAAAAUAAGAAAAAUUAAUUAACAUUUAUGUCUGUAAUAAUAAAAAAUGGGCAUAAGUUAAAUCUCGACAUUUGAUGAAACGAAACUAUACACCUACAUCUAAUGUAAUUAAAAAUAUUAAAAAAAUAUAAUGUACAGGAGCACAUUUUUUAGAUUGUUACCCCUAAAACAUUUUAAAGAGGUGUUUCACCCUCAUUCUGAAGCCCAAAUUACGAUCAACUAUGUCUUCAAUAGAGUACGACCGCUGUCUCUGUCAGCUUAUUGUUAUAAAAAGAGAAAAAGUCCAGAGGAAAAGGCAGUAGAAAACCAAGGGCGCAGAAUUAUUAGAUAUGCACCAAAAGCCGGAACUGAAGUUGUUGGCAUAUGGAGGAAUAUGACUGUACAAGAAAUAGCUAAUGUUUUAAAUAAGGAUGUUGAUCAUGUUUAUAAGGCGUUGGAGUUUGCUGAUAAAAACUCUGAUGUAGUUUACACAAAAGAUACUGUGAUACGGAAUCCACAGAUUAUACGAGAUGUUAUCAAAAUAUCUGGAUGUAGGUUCAAAAUUAUUGCAAAGCCUGAUGAUGGGGUUGAAGAGGAAGAGAAUAAGGAUGCAAUGCCUGCGCCGCCUGCACCGCCUGAGGCGCUUCGCCCCAGGCCUCCAGUCGUAUGUGUCAUGGGCCAUGUGGAUCAUGGCAAGACCACUCUGUUAGAUGCAUUGCGGGACUCCUCCGUGGUGGAUACAGAGUUUGGGGGCAUCACACAGCAUAUUGGUGCUUUUCAAGUGAAGCUCCCGUCGGGCGAGCUCGUGACGUUCCUGGACACGCCCGGGCACGCCGCGUUCAGCGCGAUGCGCUCGCGUGGCGCGCGCGCCACUGACAUCGUCGUGCUCGUCGUGGCCGCCGACGACGGGGUUAUGGAGCAAACGGUCGAGUCCAUACGGAUGGCGCGGCAGGCUGGCGUUCCCAUUCUCGUAGCGGUCAACAAAGUGGACAAACCAGGGGUAAACAUUGAUCGCACACUUAAAUCGCUCGCGCAACACGGUGUAGUGUGCGAAGCCCUAGGGGGCGAAGUCCAAGCUGUUAGCGUGUCAGCGCUCAAGCGGCUGCACCUGCCGGCCCUCCUGGAGGCGCUGAACAUGCAGGCACAGCUCAUGGAGCUGGCUGCGGACCCCCUGGGGCCCGUCGAGGGGGUGGUUAUCGAGAGCCAGCUUGAUCCGCGCCUGGGGAAAUGUGCAACAGUAUUGGUGCAAAGAGGAACAUUACGUAAGGGUUGUAUCCUCGUCGCUGGUAGUGGAUGGGCUAAGGUGCGCAUGCUAAAAACAGCUGAUGGUGGAAUGGUGGAAGAAGCCCCCCCUUCGAUGCCCGUGUCAGUCCUUGGCUGGAGGGAGCCCCCCUCCCCCGGGGACACAGUGUUGGAGGUACCCACUGAGAAAAGAGCGAACGAAGUGAUGAAAUGGCGUCACAACCAGCGCAUGAAGGAAAAACAAGCGAUGGACCUAGAGGCAAUCACCAUGAAGGAAGCAGAACAUCAGGCAUUAUACAAGCAGCAGUUGGCCCAGAAGCGGGCCAUGGGUCGGUUCAAGGUGAGGCCCCAGGGGCCAAGAGACAAGAUGAUUAAGAUCGAUGAUCAUCCGACUGUCAGUGUGGUGAUAAAAGGUGACGUGGACGGCUCCGUGGAGGCGAUCCUGGACAUCCUGGAGACGUACGACGCGCACCACACCGUGCGCCUCGAGCUCGUGCAUUUCGGCGUGGGACCCGUCGCGCCCUCCGACCUUGAGAUUGCAGAAGCUUUUAAUGCAGUCAUUUACGCGUUUAACGUGGAAUGCCCCCCCGCUCUCGCCGUGGAGGCAAAGAACAGUAACAUCGAGGUGAAGAAACACAACGUCAUCUAUAAACUGGUGGACGACUUGAAGGAGAUGAUCAACGAGAGGAUACCCACCACACAGCAGGAGGAGCUGAUCGGCGAAGCGAAGGUGCUGCAGCAGUUCCUGGUGUCGGAGGGCAGGAGGAAGGUCCCGGUGGCCGGCUGCCGCUGCACCAAGGGCUCGCUGAGCAGGAACGCGCUCUACAAGGUGCUCAGGGGUGACCAGAUUGUGUUGCAGGGAAAACUAGCAUCCAUGAAGCAUUUGAAAGAGGAAGUGACGACGAUAAAAAAUGACACAGAGUGCGGGCUCCGUUUCGAGGAACCAGUCGACGUUCAGCCGGGAGAUGUCAUCGUGUGCUACAAGAUGGUGGACGUCAAACAUACCACGGACUGGGAUCCGGGAUUCUAGUAUAGUGAUAGACUUAAUAAAUAGCGUUAGAAUUG
Zerene cesonia (dogface butterfly) is the source of this 2384-nucleotide messenger RNA. It is a transcript of the gene mIF2, whose product is annotated as translation initiation factor IF-2, mitochondrial. NCBI's taxonomy places the organism in Eukaryota, Metazoa, Arthropoda, Insecta, Lepidoptera, Pieridae. The transcript is spliced from 15 exons. Gene Ontology annotation, molecular function: GTP binding; GTPase activity. The coding region runs from base 229 to 2349 and encodes 706 amino acids. The record is from RefSeq and is a predicted model, not a curated record.